CCGUGGGCCCUCCCACCGCUAUUGUGCUGGGGAAGAUGUAGCGGCCUCUUCUCCGAGCCACCCCUUUGCCUCCGGACUUCUCUGGGGCCAGCAGCCACCCGACCAGGGGCCCGGGGCCGUGGGCUCAGCCGACUACCAUGGGCUCUGUGUCAAACCAGCAGUUUGCAGGUGGCUGCGCCAAGGCGCCGGAGGAGGCGCAGGAGGACGCCGCCCGGGCGGCCGAGGAGCCGCAGCUGCUGCACGGUGCCGGCAUCUGUAAGUGGUUCAACGUGCGCAUGGGGUUCGGCUUCCUGUCCAUGACCGCCCGCGCCGGGGUCGCGCUUGACCCCCCGGUGGAUGUCUUUGUGCACCAGAGCAAGCUGCACAUGGAGGGCUUCCGGAGCCUGAAGGAGGGUGAGGCAGUGGAGUUCACCUUUAAGAAGUCUGCUAAGGGCCUAGAAUCCAUCAGGGUCACCGGCCCUGGUGGGGUGUUUUGUAUUGGGAGUGAGAGGCGGCCCAAAGGGAAGAACAUGCAGAAACGCAGAUCAAAGGGAGACAGGUGCUACAACUGUGGAGGUCUAGACCACCAUGCCAAGGAAUGCAAGCUGCCACCCCAGCCUAAGAAGUGCCACUUCUGCCAAAGCAUCAGCCAUAUGGUGGCCUCGUGUCCCCUGAAGGCCCAGCAGGCACCCAGCUCUCAGGGAAAGCCUGCCUACUUUCGGGAGGAAGAAGAAGAAGAGAUCCAUAGCCCUGCCCUGCUCCCAGAGGCCCAGAAUUGAGCUACAGUGGGUGGGGGCAAUUCUUUUGUGAUCAGGAAGUUUUGAGGAGGAGGCAGCAAUCGGCAGAGUGGAGAAAGUGGAGAAAGUGGGGGCAGGGCGGGUAGGGGGCAGCUGGCUCUGCCGUGCAUCUCAGGCCGGGGUCCACAGCAUCACCCCCUCUUCCCUCUUGGCGCAGGGUAGGGGGGAAGGGGUGAGGCCAAUGAACUCCAACCAUGCUCUAUCCAGAUGCUCUUGAGGGGUUUUGGAGAAAAUCCCUCCCUGUGUGCUUUAUCUGAGUGUCCACCCCCGGAUCUCCAACUUUGGAACGUGGCCUGGGAGAGGGAAAUGGUUUUCCUUUUGAAGAAGGAGAUGUAAUAGUAAUUUUUCCCAUGUCAGAAUGUAGAGAUUAAGCAUGAGACCAGAUUGAUGGGCCCAACCCACGAACCACUACAUUUUGUGGGCAGGAGUCUCUUGGGGGUAAGGCAGGGUUUUUCCACAUCUUGUCUCGUAACCCACUGUUGGGAUAUAGGGUGCCGAGGACUGUCUCAAGCAGUGGGUUGUGACAGUAGCCACAGGAUGGUUGGGGGAACGGCCACAGACCUACUGUUCCUAAGCUGACUCCCACCCCAUUCCGGGCCAACAGAAUUUUAUUUAUUUGCUCCCAUGGAUAAGCGCACCUUGGGCCCCACUUUCUCCAGGAUGCCAACUGCACUAGCUGUGUGCGAAUGACGUAUCUUGUGCAUUUUAACUUUGUUUUCGUAAUAUAAAUAUUCUGGUUUUGUAUUUUUGUGUAUUUUAAUCUUAAGGCCCUCAUUCCUGCACUGUGUUCUCAGGUACAUGAGCGAUCUCAGGGAUAAGUCGGCAGCAGCUCCGGGUCUACACAGCAGGAAUGUUUGCUGUUUGAGCACCAGGGCGAACAUCUAGUUGGAGUGCAUAGCCUAUUGAACUACCUCACUUUUGGCAAUUAGAGCUGGCUUUUCUGCCAUAGUGUUCUCUUGAAACCCCUCUACCUUCAGUGAUCCGUGGGAGACUAGGUUUUAACUCUGUUUCCCCAUGACUUGACCUCCUGCUUUAAGAUUGGAAAUUGGUCUGAACAGGAAAAGAUGGUCCAGGAAGUAGUAUUAGGAGAGGCUGCACCAGCUGAAAGGUGCCGAGGGGGAAGCCCAGAUUAGUUGUCUAUAUGUGUAAUAAGGGAUUCCUGUUCCAGAUUUCUAAUCCCAGGGGACAGGACUCACUUUACAUACCAGAUGCAUCCUCUACUGGAUUGGGGCUAGGCCUACCAUGCACAACAGGGUGUAUGUGUGUGAGUGUGUGUGUGCUCAUGCGUAUUUUAAAAUGAGUUGGUAAGGUUGGGUUUAAGAAUAAUAACUCUGGACCCAUCUUGAGCUGCCCAGGGAUGGGUGUGUGAAGCAAAGGCUAAAUUUCUUAACCUUUAUAAAUUCUGGGCUUUUCUUGCUGGCUUCCAGAGAUUCCAUAAGCCAUGGCUUCUUCGAGGUGCCCAGAGCCAGUGCCAUGCCCUGCUGUAGCAGUGAUAGUGUCGUGGUAGCUAAAGGAGAAAAGGUUUUAUUUACAUACUGUGAGAUCACCACAAACCUACUUCACUGUUGAAAUGGGGCAAAUGCAAUAGAACGCAUUGGGUGAUGUGUGUCUGAUCCUGGGUUCUUGUCUACCCUGCUCGUUGCCCCCUCCCCCCCCCCCCCAGUUACCUUAUUUGUCUGGGUUUCGUAGGACUUCACUAAUAGCAGAUUGGGUGAUUGCUAGGUGGCCUGGUUUGUGUAAAUAGAAUGUGUUGGUCUUCUCCAUGUUCUUUUGGGGUUUUAUUGUUUACAAACUUCUCUUUGUAUUGAGAAAAAUAGCCAAAGCAUCUUUGACAAAAGUUCUGCACCAGGAAAAGAAUCUGGAACAUCGCUUGGUGAUCCUCUGGAAGCGUGGCGAUCUUAAACCAGCCUUUCUUUUGUGUUCCCUUCCCCUAUUUCCUAUUUUGGGCCAGAUCUUCUGUCCUAAAAACCUGACUCCUACCCUACCCCUCAUUUAUCUCCCCUCCCCCCAAAAGCCCCCACACAUACACAUUUCCAUCUGGUAGGAGCAAAGAACACUUCCUCCCUUGUUCCCAGUCUCCUGUGCCAAAACCAUUCCUUGAUGUGAUUCAUAUUAAUAUGCUUAUAUUUGGUUGGAAUAAACCUACUUGAAUCUCCAGUCUUAGGGUAGAGAG
Messenger RNA from Mustela erminea (ermine), 2949 nucleotides. It is a transcript of the gene LIN28A, whose product is annotated as lin-28 homolog A. The coding region runs from base 138 to 758 and encodes 206 amino acids. NCBI's taxonomy places the organism in Eukaryota, Metazoa, Chordata, Mammalia, Carnivora, Mustelidae. The record is from RefSeq and is a predicted model, not a curated record. The transcript has 4 exons. Gene Ontology annotation, molecular function: zinc ion binding; nucleic acid binding.